This is a messenger RNA of Orbilia oligospora ATCC 24927, 1125 nucleotides long. RefSeq lists its product as uncharacterized. Lineage: Eukaryota; Fungi; Ascomycota; Orbiliomycetes; Orbiliales; Orbiliaceae. Gene Ontology annotation, cellular component: exomer complex; trans-Golgi network. Gene Ontology annotation, biological process: conjugation with cellular fusion; Golgi to plasma membrane transport. The transcript has a single exon. Gene Ontology annotation, molecular function: protein dimerization activity. The record is from RefSeq and is a predicted model, not a curated record. The coding region runs from base 1 to 1125 and encodes 374 amino acids.
AUGUUGGUCUCUCUUACUGUUGGCAAGGUCGACGCCGGUCUAGCUAUACUUCUCACAAAAGACAAGCGACUUAUUGAGUUUCCUUCUGUUCUUCUUCCACCUGGUGUCUCGAGCGGCAGCAUAAUCGAUAUUCAAGUUUCCCGCAAUAAUCGAGCUGAAGACGCGGCACGUCAAGCAUUCGAGACCCUGCAAAACGAAAUAUUCUCGCUGUUUGGACAGAGGUCCCCUUCAAAGCCUGUCUUAAGAAUCCGAAAUGCCACACAGACAUCCGUGGUUUUGGAAUGGGAUCCUAUCGAUCUUGCAACAGCAUCUCUAAGAUCUCUGUCGCUCUACAGGAACAAUUCCAAAGCUGGCAACAUACCAAAUCCAACUACACACCACUCUACUAAGAUAUCAGGACUUGCGGUGGAUACUGAAUAUUCCUUUCACUUGGUAUUGCGGACUUCAGCAGGCACAUACGCAAGCGAGAAAGUCACAACAAGAACGCAUAAAAUGACCGAUUUGUCCGGUAUCACAAUAUGCCCAGGAGUUAUGUCUCCUUCUGAGAAGGAAAGGCUUAAAAUAGUUAUUGAACGGAUAGGAGCUAAACCACUCCAGGAUCAUGUGAGAAUUGAUACGACUCAUUUUGUUUGCACCGAGGGUCGUGGGCACGGUUGGGAGAGGGCGCAAGAAAUGAAUAUUCCUAUCGUUCGACCGGAGUGGCUUGAGGCUUGUGAGCAUGAAGGGCGGAUAGUAGGUGUGCGAACAUAUUAUCUUGGUGCAGAUUCCGCCCUUAGAACCCAAAGAGCCCGACCAGUAUCACAUGCCCUGCCGCAAAGCGGAGCGGGACAGGGCCCACCUGGUGAUAGGCGUGAUUCAGUCACUGAUACAAACACGAGCAAGUCUGCACACCAAGUGACCAACCCCACUGGAUCCCCGCCAGAAGUUGAAGGUGCUACCACAGCAGUUGAGAAAGAGCCGUCGCCGCCUCAAGACAGCGAGCAACUCCCGAUGGAGGACGGCCGCAGUGACGCACCCCCCGUGACGCCCCCGGGAACGGCGUGUGAAGCUAUAGCAGCGGACCGAGAUGGAAAUAAUGGCCACCACCCACAAGAUGAUGCAGAUUUUACAUCCGUUCCAUUGUGA